Molecule: messenger RNA, 708 nt
Organism: Trichoderma gamsii
Lineage: Eukaryota; Fungi; Ascomycota; Sordariomycetes; Hypocreales; Hypocreaceae
Product: cytochrome b-c1 complex subunit Rieske
Exons: 3
Coding region: 1-708 (235 amino acids)
Biological process (GO): mitochondrial electron transport, ubiquinol to cytochrome c
Cellular component (GO): membrane
Molecular function (GO): quinol-cytochrome-c reductase activity; 2 iron, 2 sulfur cluster binding
Source: RefSeq, a predicted model, not a curated record
AUGGUGCCUCUCGCAACUGCUUCCCGCCUGUGUGUGCGCUCGGCCGCCGUGGCCAAGCCCGCCGUGCGCGCGCUGAGCUCGACCGCUGUGCGCCAGGCCGAUGCCCCUGCUCCCGGAGCAGCCUCAUACACCAGUCCCUUCAAGGGCGAGGACAAGGCCAACUACAUCCCCGACUUCAGCAAGUACAUGUCCAAGAGCAGCGAGACCACCAACAAGGUCUUCUCGUACUUCAUGGUCGGCACAAUGGGCGCCAUCACCGCCGCUGGAGCCAAGAGCACUGUUCAAGAAUUCCUCGUCAACAUGUCCGCCUCUGCUGACGUUCUGGCCAUGGCCAAGGUUGAGGUCGACCUCAACACCAUCCCUGAGGGCAAGAACGUCAUCAUCAAAUGGCGAGGCAAGCCCGUCUUCAUCCGCCACCGAACCCAGGACGAGAUCGACCAGGCCAACAAAGUCAACGUCACUUCCCUCCGAGACCCCCAAUCCGAUGAGGACCGUGUCAAGCGCCCCGAGUGGCUGGUCAUGCUGGGUGUCUGCACCCAUCUGGGUUGUGUCCCCAUUGGCGAGGCUGGUGACUAUGGUGGCUGGUUCUGCCCUUGCCACGGCUCUCACUACGAUAUCUCUGGUCGGAUACGAAAGGGCCCCGCACCCCUGAACCUGGAGAUCCCCGAGUACGACUUCCCCGAGGAUGACAAGCUUAUCAUCGGUUAA